AAAAGUGCCAAUGAAUUGGUUGCGAUUUCAUAUGAUAAUAUCACGGAUAUAUGUUUGUCGUUGACACAGAAAUAUUGAUCCCGACACUUUAUCAGAGGUAUACCGAUUCAUUUCAUACUUAAUAAUAGUGAUCGCUUAAAUGCGACUGUUCAAAUGAGGACAGUCAGUUAUCUCCGUUAUGAAAAGGAUGUUUAAAAUAAAUCAUUUAACAAUCAAUUGUGAGGAAGUUAUUAAAGGUAAAAAACACACUACAAUGUGGAAUUUUUUAUGAGUUUUUCAGUUAUUCCUGUUUUCAAUAAUUUCGCUAUGAAUACUAGCCUGUAGACAUAUUUGAAGAUGACCAGUCCGAAGGUUGAAUGUUCUGACAUAACAUUUUACAUAAGUAGCCCGGAGGAGGAUGUUUCACAUUCGAACAACUCCGGAAAUUAUGAGAAAUCUGAGGCGGAGUUCGUGAAAUGUAACGAGAGACGUCUCGAUUAUAUCGACAGUAAUCCAAGCUUGCUUCGAUACAUCGAUAGUAACGCUGAAUGUCACAGUAUAGAUAACUACAGUGAGAGUGAAAAUGAAAUGAUUUCAAAUAGACUGAAUGAAAAGAGAGAAAAAAUGAACGAAAACGAAUUGGAUACAAAUCUAGAGAGCAGAAAUUCUGUAAAGGAUAUACGAGAUGCAAAUUGCUAUCAUCAAAUUAAAACGAAUGGGGAAUCAAGAGGAAAAUAUAUAGAUUGUCUUUGUGACGGUCAAACGUUAAGUCCGUGUACGGCUAUUCACUCCUGCCCUAGAGUGCAAUUCAAAGAUACACCGAACAAAAGUUUGGAGGAUAUAAAUUCGAACAGAGAGAAUGAAUUUAUGUUGACAAAUUCAUCAAAUAAAAAAAAAGUAUCACUGACGUUACCGAAUGGUCUUGUGAACGGAGUAUACAGUGGCAGUGUGACCGAUCUGGAAAAUGGAAAACAGAUCAGUAAUGGAAAGCAUGACUUUCCAAAGAGCGAUGAAUUUUCAAUUACUAAUAUUCAACGGUUAAGUAGAAACAGUCGGUAUAGAAAACGCAGUCAGCGAGAUGUAAUGCCUCCUGAGAUACAAGAAAAGACCACUUGGUGGAAAGAAUUUUCUGUAACGCAUAUUAAGGCAACAUUUCACAAUUUACAAAUUGAGAAACUUUAUCAGUGCUAUUGUGUUCAACUUAAACAUUCAUUAACUAUUGCUUUGGUUACUUUAGCAAUGGUCAUGUUGCUAGGGACACUUAUUUAUCAUAUUGUUGUCAAGGAUAAAGAGAAUUUGACAAAGGAAGUGUUUUUGACAAUAGUGAUAACCUUAUCAAGUGGAUUCAUUAUUUUCUCUGUAAUCCUGAUCUUUAUACUCAAAAGAAAAUAUUACUCAAAAUAUCCUACAUUGAUAUCACUGUUGAUAUGGAUUUUAUUGCUCAUUGUGGCAAGCAUUUACUACAAUAUUGUUCAGAAAAAGAAAGUGACGGACAACAUUGCCGUAAUGUUUUAUAUCAUCAUUGUUUGUUACAUUAUGUUACCACUGUCCAAACGUUUGUCGUUGUUUCUUGGUAUUGUGACAGUCCUACUGGAGAUGAUAGCAUCAACUCUACUUCAUUCUACAGGAUCAAACUUUCUAGUCGAGGAGCUUAUGUCAAAUUUUGUAAUACUCUUAUGUGCAAAUAUGAUAGGGAUGUAUCAUAAAUAUCUUACUGAUCUGACACACAGAAGAACAUUCCUGGAGGCCAGAAACUCAAUACAGUCAAUGAAGAAAUUAGAGAGAGAAAAGAAACAACAGGAAGAGUUGUUAAACAGUUGUAUACCAGGUGAUAUUGUAGAAGAAAUGAAGGAAGAUAUCACGCAGAAGAUGGUGUCACCCACAGAUUCAUUCUAUGAUCUAUAUGUUCAACAACAUUCAGAUGUCAGUAUUCUGUAUGCAGAUAUUGUCAACUUCACACCACUGGCAGCAGAAUGCACUGCUUCAGAACUUGUAAAAAUGUUAAAUGAACUGUUUGGAAGAUUUGACCAGCUUGCAAAGAAAAAUCAUUGUAUGAGAAUCAAGAUUUUAGGAGAUUGUUAUUAUUGUGUGUCUGGUCUACCUACACCUAAUGAAAACCAUGCAGACAACUGUGUUAAUAUGGGACUCAAGAUGAUAGAUGCUAUUCGAGAGGUACGAGAUGCAACAGGUGUGGAUGUUGAUAUGAGAAUUGGGAUCCACAGUGGCAUGGUCUUGAGUGGUGUAUUGGGUCUUAGUAAGUGGCAGUAUGAUGUCUGGUCAGAUGAUGUGACAACAGCCAAUCAGAUGGAAUCUGGAGGUGUUCCAGGAAAAGUACAUGUGACAAAGACAACCUUAGAUAAACUACACAAUAAAGACAAAUAUGAAAUAGAACCUGGAAAUGGACAGUCUAGAAGUAGUUACCUAACUGAACAUCAAAUAGAGACAUAUCUUAUUACCACAAAGAUGAAAAAAUUUGAUGAGAGUAGAAGAAUAAGAUCUCGGUUUGAAAGCAGUUUGAGAGCUUCACUGAGGGUUACCAAAUAUUUAGAGCAAAGCUGGAAUGUGGACAAACCUUUUGCUAAUCUAAGAGUUAGUUCCAUGGCAACCAAACUAUUAGGUUUAACUAUCAUGGAAAUGACAAAGAGCCUAGCAUUUUUGGAUUCCAAAUUAGUAUACAACUCUAUGUCUGAGGAUAAAAGCAUUGCAGCCAUUAAUGACCAGUUGAAUGCAGAAGUAAACGAAGACCUUGCCAGAAAAUCAAAAGAUUUAGGCAGAAGAUACUCAUGGAGGAAAACGAAGGAAUUUGAUUCAGUUCUAUUGAGAUUUUACGACGAAUUAGAAGAAGACUACCUCCAGCGUCCUGACCCAUCAUUUAAAAUUAGUGUUAUUUUUGCUUUCUGUAUAUUUGUUGGUAUCCUAGUUGUCCAAGCCAUUAUAUCAGAUAGAGGCACUCCCUAUUUUUCCUCCUUAUCUAUUGGGAUAGGAGUAUUUGCUAUAACAACUGUGAUAUGUUUUCUUAGAGAAAGUCUGAAUUCCACCUGUGUGAAUGGUGUACAUUUUAGUCCUAGAGUAAGAAUUGUUCUAGCCUUUUUAUGUAUAUCAGUUACAUGUACAGCUGUAUUAGUAUCCAUGACUGUCUGUGAUCAACAAAUCCCUAUCAAUGUAAAUACUACAGAUAAUUCAUCAAAAAAGACUAUAUUAGCUGAUAAUGGUACUGACCAAUCAAAUACAACACAAACAGGAAGUCAGACAGAUUGUAACAGACCUGUUUAUUUUGUAUUAUGCAGUUUACUUGCUCUAGCAUCCAGUAGUGUGUUUCUACAGAUGAAUUACAUUGUCAAGCUUGUGUAUAUGUGUCUUGCCAUGAUAGCCUUUAAUGUGACCUUUUAUGUACAUCCAGAGUUCAAACAAUCAAAUGACAAUAGUAUGUUAACUGAAGCUAUAGCUGGUUCUGUCUACUUAGCUGUACUAUUUAUAACAUUGGUGUUUCUAGAUAGACAGGUUGAAUAUACCAACAGACUUGAUUUCGUAUGGAGUGAACAAUGUAUGAAUGAGAAGAAAGAAUUACAAGAAACCUCAGCACUUAAUGAAAAACUUCUACAAAAUAUAUUACCCAAACACGUGGCAGACUAUUUCCUGAAAUCCUCUAAGGCACAUGAUGAACUGUACAGUGAAUAUCAUCCUGAAGUUUGUGUAAUGUUUGCCUCCAUACCAAAUUUUAAAGAUUUCUAUCAACAAAGUGCUGCAAACAAAAAUGGAAUUGAAUGCAUAAGAGUGCUAAAUGAAAUCAUUACAGAAUUUGAUCAGUUACUUUCUUUGAGAGAUUUUGCUAGUGUAGAGAAGAUUAAGACAAUAGCCAGUACAUAUAUGGCAGUAACAGGUUUGAAAACACCUAAAGCAGUGCGUGUACUUCGGAGAAUUAACAGUAAACCCUUCACAGAGUAUAGGAGCAACAUCAUUAUUAUGACAAACUUUGCAUUAAAAAUGAUGACUUGUCUGGAGGAAAUAAACAAACAUUGUUUUAAUGAUUUUAGAUUAAGAGUUGGUUUGAAUCAUGGUGCUGUCACAGCUGGUGUAAUUGGUGCGAGGAAGCCUCAGUACGAUAUCUGGGGAGAUACAGUCAAUGUGGCUAGCAGAAUGGACAGUUGUGGUCAGAUGUGUAAAAUACAGGUACCAGAGAAAACUGCUGAAGUACUUAUAGAAGAAGGUUUUGAUUGUCAGUACAAGGGCAUUACACAGGUCAAGGGAAAGCAGCCUAUGACAACAUACUUUGUCUUGUAUAAAUCACAACCUUUAUGAUAUUCAAGGUCAAAAGUUCAAGAAUUUCUGCAAAUUGAACUUUGAUAUUAGAAUGACAAGGUGAAGUGUUAUGAUCUUUGCCAAGUCAAAGGUGAUAGCUAUAUCAGAGGAUAAGAAUUCCAACAAACUGAACAUCAGGGAUAUGUUGAUAUUAUAAGUGCCAAAUAAAGUGACUGAUAUUUUUAUAUGGGUGUCAUGGUAAUGAAUGGGAUUAAGCUGUUUUGUAUUAUUUUGACAGUUUUAUACUUUUUAGUAAAACUAUGUCAAUGAAGAUUAAUUGACCACAGCAAAAAGAUAGACAUGAUAGUAUGGCUGAAAACAAAUCAAAUUCACAAAAUUUAAUUUUACUGUGUAAAAAAUGGUAACUCUAAAUUGAAUUUUUUUACAAAUAGAAUUAAGAUUAUAUGAUGUCUAUGUGAUGUGUAUUGAAGGAUAUGUCUGGAAGAUUUGAGAAAUAUAAUAUCCUCUGCAAUUUUUGUUAUGAUUAUAUGUGCGGUAGUAAAUAAAAUUUGUUUUAAGAUCUUACACCCAUGAGGCAAUUGGCAUUCUGUCUGAACCAGAAGAUUUCUAUUUGCCUAGAUUGCUAAGAUAAAACUUCAGAAUAGAUUCAAGUAUUUGAUUAAUAUAGUACUGAAUAUUCAUAAUUUUGUAAAAGGUGCACAAACUUGGUCAUGUAUUUCAGUUACCUGUUUUUAUAUGUAACAUUGAAGUAUGGGAAUUGCUUCAUAAGUGCUUUAUUAUUGAGUUUGAAUUUCUGUAUAGGUAAUUUUAAGAUAAAAAUAACGUAAUCAAAGUAAAGCAGCUUUGGAUAUUUCACAAUAAGAUAUUAUGGGAAUCAGAUUAUUGCAGAAGUUUAAAUGCAUUUUUAAUCUACCUCUUGAAAUAAUUCUAGAUUUUGUGUUUACAUUUAUAUUUUAAUUUUAUACCCUUAUUGGAGAAGUUCUGCUCAUCAAAAUAAUGGUAAAUUUAUCAAAUAACGGUAGGAGUCAUUGUAUUUUGAAUACUCUGGAGGUAUUAGUGAAUGGUGAGCUUUGUAUUGAUUUUUUAAAAUCUUCUCCAUUUAAACAUUUUCAUUCCAAAUGUUCAUUCCAAUCAAAUUUCCCCAAUACGCCAGAUCCCAAGAUACGGUAGUUAGUUGCAUCUGUCAUGUGAAUUCCAUCACCACGUGACCAAAAUGUAGGCAUCGCCACUUCCAACACAUGUUGAGUGAACGGGUGAAAAAGUUUUAUGCUAUACUGCAUGAAAUAUUCGGGAAAUUAAAAUCUAAUUAGUUGGUCACCCUCCCUUCAGUCGUAAGAGAAUUGAGAUAACGUACUUACAAAACAUAAAUUAUUUCUAGACUAAACUACCUUGCAGAACUACGAUCCUGAAAAUAGUUGAAACUUUAAUAACUUGCAGGGAUAUAGGUGCACCUAUAGCCUAUUAUCCUCCAGGUCCACCAAAUGUUUUAGAUGUUGCGUUGUUGAAUUAUUAUUAUUUGUUCUCUUCCUAAAUAUGCAGGAAAUAUUUGUCAUUUAACAAACAACAGUCUAGCUACCAGUAAAUCCAAUUUCAUUUAAUUUGUUUUUGUUUCAAAUUUGAAAUCCUGAAUGAAUAAUCCAUUGGCAAAAGUAUUGCACAGAAAACACAGAACAAAUAAACCGGGAAUAUUUAAAAACUAUAUUGUACAGAAUUUUGUUGCAUAGUUUUACUGUUUGCAUAAAGUGCAAUACUGCCUUAUAGUCAAGUUAAUAGCAAACAGUUGGAGAAAAGUGGUUACUAAUUCUGUGUAAUCCCCACCUGUUACAGUUUUUAAACUUUUUAAUUAAGUUGUUAAAAGAUUUUUACCCAUCUAAUUUAUCUCUAUAUUUAAAUGUAGCUUAAAGACAAUUAUCAAUUUUUUUUAAAGAAACAUUCUGUUCGAUUAAAGACUUUGAUCCAUUUUAAAACACUUUUAUGAUCUCCGAUUUAUGAAUUUUAUGAUCUUUUAUAUUUUCAUAUGGAUGUUUGUUUUAACUUGUUCUUUUGUUGCUUUUUGAAAUGAUCGCAUUUUUUUGCAAAUGAUAUGCAUUUUUUUUAAACAUUUAAGUUGUUUGAAUGUUUUUUUUUAGUUU
Mytilus californianus (California mussel) is the source of this 6371-nucleotide messenger RNA. RefSeq names its product adenylate cyclase type 2-like. Gene Ontology annotation, cellular component: plasma membrane. The transcript is spliced from 25 exons. Bases 337 to 4278 code for a protein of 1313 amino acids. Gene Ontology annotation, molecular function: adenylate cyclase activity. NCBI's taxonomy places the organism in Eukaryota, Metazoa, Mollusca, Bivalvia, Mytilida, Mytilidae. The record is from RefSeq and is a predicted model, not a curated record. Gene Ontology annotation, biological process: adenylate cyclase-activating G protein-coupled receptor signaling pathway; adenylate cyclase-inhibiting G protein-coupled receptor signaling pathway; cAMP biosynthetic process.